GUUAGAGGGUUUGCUUGUUUCCAGUACUGCUCAUUCCCUCUCAAGGAGGAGGAACGUGAGAAACGCGCAACCAGAGCGGCGUGUGCGCGCCCGGAGUUUGGAGACCAACUGCUUCUUUUAGGAACCUUCACACCAAUGAGAACCUACAAGAACAACCCACCGGCGACUGUCCACGCGUGACAGAGGACGGAAAUCAGUCAUUUAAGGGAGUGACCCGACUGCGCGCCCGCAGAAGCGCCCACUGCCCAGCUGCCACAGAGAAGACCUGUCAAGUCCUUCUACACUUUGGAUUAUGACAUUAUAACAACUAUACAGUGCUGGCUGUUUCAGACGUCCAAUUCUCCACUCUGAGGAUAAAUAGUUUCGUUCUUUACGGUAUGGACGAGAAAACAUAAGUGACCGGAUGCGCUCCGACUGACGUGCUUUGACCAGCCUUAUAUAAACUACCGUGUGAUUCAAACAUCAUACAACUGACAAAAUCCAGAGGAUAUAAGUGAAAAGACAGAAGACUGUUUAAGGAUGUAUUGGUGUUUGCUGUUUGUGACUCUAACAGGGUUUUCCGUGGCUCGCGCUUUAACGGAAAGCUCCUGCGGUGGGAAGAUCACGAUCACUAGGGCCGGUUAUGUGACCUCUCCCGGUUACCCGACCGGUUACCCGGUGAACCAGCAGUGCACCUGGCUGAUCGAAGCGCCCGAGCCACAGCAGAAGAUCCUCAUCAACUUCAAUCCACAUUUCGACCUGGAGAGCAGGUGCAAGUAUGAUUAUGUACAGGUGUUUGAUGGUCUGGAUGAGAAUGGUUUCUCUCUUGGGAGGUUCUGCGGCAAAAUCGCUCCAUCUCCAAUCAUCUCUAGUGGAAACGCUCUGCUCAUCAAAUUUACCUCUGACUAUGAAAGUGCAGGCGCUGGAUUCAGCAUCCGCUACGAGAUACACCGCACAGGCACUGAAUGUUCCAGAAACUUCACGGCAUCACAUGGAGUAAUCCAAACCCCUGGUUUCCCUAAUAACUACCCGAACAACCUUGAGUGCACCUUUAUUAUCUUCGCACCCAAGAUGGCGGAAAUCGUCUUGGACUUUCAGAGCUUCGAUAUGGAACCGGACACGACUGCACCUGUCGGGGCAGUCUGCAGAUUUGACUAUCUAGAGAUUUGGGAUGGAUAUCCAACGGUGGGACCUCAUAUCGGUCGGUACUGUGGCUCUAGGAAACCAGGCUUUGUUAUCUCCUACACUGGAGUUCUCUCUCUUAGCAUCCAUACAGAUAAUGCUAUCUCCAAGGAAGGCUUUUCAGCCAAUUACAGCAUCCGAACCAGCUCCGAGUCGUCCCAGGAGGGCCACGGUGCAUGUAUGUCCCCUUUAGGAAUGGAAAGUGGUGAGAUCACAGAUGACAGAAUCACGGCGACAUCCCAGUAUAAUCCCAGCUGGUCUCCGGUGCGCUCCAGACUGAACUACCCUGACAAUGGCUGGACGCCAUCGGACGACUCGGCUAGAGAGUGGAUACAGGUGGAUUUGGGGUUCCUGCGGUAUGUGACAGCCAUAGGAACACAAGGUGCCAUAUCAAAGGAAACUAAAAAAGCUUAUUACGUCAAAACAUACAAGAUCAGUGUGAGCUCAAACGCAGAGGACUGGAUCACAAUCAAAGACAAAACCAAACAAAUGGUGUUCCAUGGAAAUCAAAAUCCCACCGAUGAGGUGCUCGCCCUGCUGCCCAAACCCACCCUCGCCCGUUAUUUACGGAUUCGACCAUUGACCUGGGAACAGGGAAUCUGUAUGCGUUUCGAGGUGUAUGGCUGUAAAAUAUCAGAUGCCCCAUGCUCCAGUAUGUUGGGAAUGGUUUCCGGUCAGAUUUCUGACUCUCAGAUCUCAGUGUGGCCGUCUGCAGAAAGGGGUUGGCUUCCGGAGCAGGCCAGACUGCUGACCGGGCGUACGGGGUGGGUGGUUGCUCAACCGCAGGUUCUGGGGAAGAACCAUUCACUGGAGCUGGAUCUGGGAGCUCUGCGGAUGGUAACGGGCCUCAUCCUGCAAGGAGGGAAAUACAGAGACUUGAAUAUUUUCAUUAAACGCUUCAGAGUUAUGUACAGCACUAAUGGAUCUGACUGGACCUACAUACCGGAGGAGAACAGCAACAAAGUGAAGGUGUUUACGGGUAAUCUCAACCAUGACACCCCAGAAGUACGUACUUUUGAUCCCGUGAUGAUGCAUUUCCUGCGUAUCUAUCCUGAACGUGGCACACCUGAAGGCAUGGGGUUAAGGCUGGAGGUUUUGGGGUGUGACCUUCAAGAGCCCACAACACCUCUGCCCGCCACAAGCUCCUUGGAAGCUACCGCAGCGACAGUCACGAGUGUGUCAUCGAAUAUUCAAACAACAACCAUCAUUCCAACAACAAUGGACAAUUGUGAUGAUGACGGCAACUGCCAUAGUGACACAGACUACGAUCCAGCAGGAACUAUAUUGUCUGAAACAUUUUUGGAGAUUGAGCCAGUGCCUGCAUACAUCUGGUUUGCCUGUGAUUUUGGCUGGACGGAGAGCCCUUCCUUCUGUGGGUGGAGUCAAGACGAUGGUGAAGGAGCUGAAUGGCACAUAAGAAACAACAGCAAGCAUUUCGACCACAAACUGCCUAAUGUGGACCACACAGGAAUGCCUCAUAACUUUGUUUAUGCAGCUUUCGACACAAGCCCGCACAGAGAGACGGAGCGAAAUACCGAAAUGGAUACAGAAGAAGAGUUGGAAACAAAAGGACGGAUGGCAAGACUGGCCAGUCUCCCGGUUGGGGCACCAGAUUCAGACCUGUGCAUGUCGUUUUGGUACCACUUUACCGAGAAACACACAGGAACUCUGAACAUCAAACAGAAGACAGAGCAAGAAGAUGAAGAAGGGAAGAAAGAAGAGAAAGAACAUCUGGUCCGCUCUAUAAACAGAAAUAUGAAAAGCAGAUGGAGGGAAGGAAGAGUUUUGAUCCCCAGGGCUGACACACCUUAUCAGGUGAUUUUUGAGGCUCAUGCAGAAUCUGGGUGUAUCUCACUGGAUGAUAUAAAGAUACUGGAUGAAUUGGAUCCAGAAGAGUGCAAGGACCCAGAGUAUAAAAAAGCUGAUGAAGAUGAAAUCGACCCAGCGAAAGAGGAUGAAUAUGAGAUUGUGCACUGUCCAGAACCCGAGAACACCCUCUGGAGUUUUGAACGUGGUUCUAUGCUGAAGACUUUGGAUCCAAUCCUGAUCACCAUCAUCGCCAUGAGCGCAGUAGGGGUUUUGCUGGGCGCCGUGUGCGGGGUACUGUUCUACUGUGCGUGUGCCCACACCUCUGACCGAAACCUCUCCGCUCUCGAGAACUACAACUUUGAGCUGGUGGACGGAGUCAAACUACAGAAGGAAAAACUCAAUGCACAGAAGUCUUACACAGAGGCGUGAGAGAUGCCAGGAGAAAUUGCUGAAUAAUUUCAGAGGAACGUUUUAAGAACGUCAUUCCAGACUGAGGCAUUUUAUUCUCAGGAUGUGCGGGACAAGCCUCUAGGGGGCGCUAUGUAUAGAUUGUACAGCCAGAUGAUUGUCUACUUGUUUGUUUGUUUGUUUGUACAUUUGUUGCUGGUGAUGAGACCAAGACAAAAAUAUGUAUCUUCUCACACAGUCGGGUUUUCCUUAUUCUACGAGACCCCUUUUUUGCGAGGCACAGUGUACACACAUGAAUUUUCAGUGUUAUUGUGCUCUUGAGUGUUUAAAAGCAUAUGUUUCUGUUUGUUCAGCUCACACUUCAUUCCAAUGGUGCCUUUAAAUGUCUUUUUGUUGCCUUUUUACAUAUGGGCAGACAGUCAUUUGCUCUUGAGCGCAAACUGCUCUCUCGACAGAAACAGACUUCUCACACAUACAGAAGUCCGUGUGUUUAAAUGUGUAAAAUGUUCCACCAUGUGAGACAUUUCACAUGAACACAUUACGUUUUACAUGACAAAACAAUAGAUAUUCUGUUCUAAAAAACUUUUGGGUUGGACAGAUGUGUGAAUUCAGGGUCUGAUAUCAUAGAUUGACUAUAAAUUGACUUGGAAACAAUUGGUUACAAGGGCAUGUUCAUAAAGAGAGGAUUUAACUAUCUUUAUCCUCUGCUAAAUUAAAGGUGAAAUUGUAAAAUCUUUCUAAUUGAAACUUUCAACACUCUUUUUUCUGGAUCUCAUCCGAUUUGUAAUCUUUGUUCUGCUUCUGUAACAUUCGCUACCAAAUGACUUCGUAAUCCCUGUGGAUCAUCUGUAAAAACACAGUGUCGUCUAGACUGCCAGGAGCCGGUAGGACACCUCCUGAUCUUGAGACAGCUGAGGAGACAUUCACUUUGGGAGUGUGUGGUAAUGGAACUAACGUCAGAAUGGAAGCAUCAUCAAGUGAAGAAAAAGAGAAGUGAUGUGAGACCAGCUCCUUCUGGAAAUAAUAUCAGAAAGACAAACUGAUUUGUGCUUUAAAGGAUUUGCAGUAUCAGGAAAAGUUGAGGAGACAGAAGUAGUGAAAAUGGCAUCUGGGUCCAUUUCAUACAAAGGAAAAUUCUACAUUCGCUUCGACAACUGAGAGGAGAUGUAGCCUUCUCCCGCCUAAAUGAACCGAUUGAUGUAAUUUUGCACUGAGAAAUAUAUUUAAUGAAGAAUUUAGAUAGUAAUAAAUGCGUUAAUGACUUAAAAUUGUAAAGGAAAUUCAGCUGUCUGUGUAAUAGCUCACUUUUUAAUGAUAUUUAAAACUAAAUGUUAUUUUCCUUAAAUGUAACCGUUUCUGGUGGUUUUCUGUCCCAGUGGACUAAAAUAAUGCCCUUUUGACUUUCCAUCACAAAAUUUUUACCUGUUUGGUUUUUGAUGUUCUGGAGUUCAGUCUGUCUCGUGGCUGUUCUGUAUUCACAGUUCUGUGAUCCUAGGAAAAAAGAAGACGUGAAGAGGACUAACGUCGCAUCAGCAUCACAAAGACGUUCUAACUAAUCUGACCAAUCAGAUUUGACAAAGAAAUUCCAAAGAGUGAAGUUAAUAAAGUUUCUAUAAUGGUU
This is a messenger RNA of Triplophysa dalaica, 4999 nucleotides long. Its product is annotated as neuropilin-1a-like. Gene Ontology annotation, cellular component: membrane. Lineage: Eukaryota; Metazoa; Chordata; Actinopteri; Cypriniformes; Nemacheilidae. The transcript has 18 exons. The record is from RefSeq and is a predicted model, not a curated record. The coding region runs from base 520 to 3399 and encodes 959 amino acids. Gene Ontology annotation, molecular function: vascular endothelial growth factor receptor activity; semaphorin receptor activity. Gene Ontology annotation, biological process: angiogenesis; vascular endothelial growth factor signaling pathway; axon guidance.